GAGGAGCGAGGGGACACGGAGACGGGGCUUCCUGGGAGGAGAGCGGGCACGCGGAGGCGGGGCGUCCCGAGAGGGGCGAGCGCCGGGUGGGCGGGGCCUCCUCGUCCCUGGCCAGCCCGAGAGGAGGGCGCGGGCACAGCGCCGCCUGUCCCCGGAGGACGAGGUCGGAAUCCUGAUCCCGGUGGGUCCCUGCUGUUCUAGCCGCCCAGGCCAGCACCGAGCGCCAUGGCCCAGCCACCGCCCGACGUCAGGGAGGACGAUUGUCUCCUGGAGUACCGCCACCUCUUCUGUCCGGACUUGCUUCGGGACAAGGUAGCCUUCAUCACAGGCGGUGGCUCUGGAAUCGGGUUCCGGAUUGCUGAGAUUUUCAUGCGGCACGGCUGCCACACAGUCAUCGCCAGCAGAAGUCUUCCUAGAGUGUCAAUGGCUGCCAGAAAGCUGGCUGCUGCCACUGGCCAGAGGUGCCUCCCUUUAUCUCUGGAUGUCCGAGCUCCCCUGGCCAUCAUGGCAGCCGUGGAGCAGGCUCUGAAGGAGUUCGGGAAGAUCGACAUUCUCAUUAACUGUGCAGCCGGGAACUUCCUGUGCCCUGCCAGUGCCUUGUCCUCCAACGCCUUCAAGACUGUGAUGGACAUCGACACCUUGGGCACCUUCAACGUGUCUCGCGUACUCUACGAGAAGUUCUUCCAUGACCAUGGAGGGGUGAUCGUGAACAUCACUGCAACCCUGGGUACCCGCGGGCAGGUGCUCCAAGUGCAUGCAGGCUCUGCCAAGGCGGCCGUGGAUGCGAUGACACGGCACCUGGCUGUGGAGUGGGGCCCCCAGAACAUCCGCAUCAACAGCCUUGCCCCCGGCCCCAUCAGCGGCACGGAGGGCUUCCGGCGGCUGGGCAGGGGACAGUGUGCGGCAGAGGAGCUGGUCUGCACCUGCUCUCGGAUCCCUGCGACCUGCCUCCCGCCUGCCCAGCCUGAGCGCCAAACCCGACAAUCCCAGCAGAGUGUCUGAAGCAGAGACUGACCUUUCCUCUAGGAACUGUGCUGCAUCCACACUCCCUCCCCAUGGCCCUGUCUCCCAUGCAUGGGGGGCAGUGACUAGGCAGUGUGGCUGACCUGCUGACCUGCUCACACAUGCCGGGGAGGUCUGGGUUCAGCACUUCGAGAGUGUUGAGGAGGCCAGGACGCAGGGGUGUCCCCCUUGCACAACCCAGGGUCAGGGCUGUCCUGCCACCCCAGCCCCUGCCUAGGCUGGCCUCCUUUCCCCUCCUGCCUGCAUCCAGUGGGUGUCCUGAGGUGGCUCCCAUGGCCUGGGUGGAGAGAAGGGGGCGUUUCAGGCUGUCUUCUCUUCCUUGCUCUCCCGCUUUGAGACCUUUGCUUGGCAAAGAGAUGCCAAACUAGGGAGGCUGGAGAAGCGUGUUUGAGCCUCUCCACAAGACCUGUGUCCUGGGUCCUAUCACCGGGGGUGUGGGCUGCAGAAGGGACCUCUGCCGGCCUCCAGUGACACGGGCAGGGUUGCUCCCCACCUGCCCUGGAGUCUGUCCUUUGCUGGGACAUCCCUAGAGGACUUAGUCCUUGGUCAUUUAGGGGCUCACUUUCUAGGUCCUCCACGUGGCCUGUCCCCAUUGUCACCAGCACCCUCCCUCAGGCCCAGGGGGUGGGGGAUCUCUGGACCCUCAAUUCUUCCCCAAUGACCACUCUUUGACACAUACCCAGGCCAGGACCUAAGGGGGCCACUUGGAUCCUGGGCUUGUUUUCUGUGCUGUUUGUUACAAACUUCAAGGUGCUCAAAGCUGUCGAUCUGCCCUCUGGCUGGGCAUGCGGCUUGGGUGCCCCCUUCCUCCCUGCCUCCCACCCUGCCCCCAUCUGUACUGUCCAUUUGCAUAAGCACAGGUCCUAGAGUUUUGCCAGAAAAUGCAUUUACUUAAAAAAUAAUCUUUUUACUGCAAAAACAUCUAUUCAUUGGACUUCACAAAUGUUUUUAGAAGGAGGAGGAGGGCACCUGAACAGAAUCACUGGUGAUCUGGGCAUUUAGUGGUGUGUCUACUUCCUGUCUUUUUCCUGUGAAGAGUUUAGAAAACACUUUUUACCUAAUGUGUGAAGCCCUGGUCCUGACGCAGGGGGAGCCCACCCUGAGGCAAGGGGAGGCUGUCUGCUCCCCUGGUGGGAGGGGUGUCCUCCACAGCUGGUCCUGGAGGCGGGCGGGGGGCGCUGCCUGCCCUGCAAUCUCCUGGUGCUGCCACUAGAGUCCUGAGCUUGAGCCCUCUGCCCCAGACACCCACACCCACCUGAGUUCCUUCCCGCCUUCAUGGGUGCAGGGGCAUGGCAGGGAGGCCACAGGGCAGAAGGAGUUCCGCUUGCCAUUUAAACGGAGACCAGGGUGUGGUGGCAUCAAGUCUACCAGCAAGGCAGGCAGAUGGGCGCUCGUGAUGCCACGGGAGGAGGAAAGAGAACCGUGAAGGCAGUUCCUGGGGAGCUGCAACCAUAGACCCCACGUGCCAGAAAGCUGAGGCCUGCCGUCCCUGGAGGAGACAAAGAAGGCCCUGGGGAGGGUGUCCCGCCAGCCACAUUCGAAGGCCUGGGACUCAACAGCAGCGUAGCUCCAGGAGGACAGAAGAGAAUGAAAGGAGUGAGCCUUUUAUUGCUGUUAGUCAGGAUUCUCCAGGAAACAGAGCCAGUAGGAUAUAUAUAGAUCUACAGGAGGAGAGUUAUUAUAGGGACUGGCUCAUGUGACUGUGGGGGCUGAGAAGUCCCAUGAUCUGCCAACUGCAAGCUGGAGCCCCGGCAAGGCAGAUGGUGUGAUUCAGUCUGAGUCCAAAGGCCCAAGAACCAGGGGCUCUGACAGCCAAGGGCACCGGAAGGUGGAUGUCCCUGCUCAAGCAGCGAGCGAGGGAACUUGCCCUUCCUCAGCCCACACUGAUGAGGGCAGGUCUUCCAUCUACUGAAUCAAAUGCUAAUCUCUGAGAAAUACCCAGAGAUACCGAUUUACCAGCUAUCUGGGCAUACAUUAGCCCCGUCAAGUUGACACAAAGUUAAACAUCACAGUUGCACAGACCAUGAGGUCCGUGCCCAUGCUCAUCGUCUGCAUGUGGUGGUCAGUUCGGCUGUAAGGAAUCUGCCUCGCUGUUUGGCUUAGUCCACCAGCCCCGGCUGUCGUCCUGCAGGUCCAGGACGCCUGCCGGGGGCUUGUGGGUCAUGGGCACACCUGGCGUGUGUCACUUGCCAGGUGGGCUCCAGGACGGGCUGGCAAGGAGGGCCAGGUGCACAUGGUGAGGGGGCUAACACCGGCCCCAGCAGUGGCACUCAGACUUGGUGGCAGUUGGCAGAGAAUUAGGUUGUCCCCUUCCACAUUAACAAUCUCUACAAUUCCCUUAGAAAAUGCCAGGUUCUCUGAAAGGAAGGAUCAUCUUUUAUGUGUGAACCUCAGCUGUGGAAGCUGAUUUACAGACCCCGCCCACUCCGAGUCCCCCUUCCAUGGCAUGAGGAUGCCUCACGUCUUUUCAGAACUACACAUAAAAACAUCACGGCCGGGCUUCUCUGGUGGCACAGUGGUUAAGAAUCCGCCUGCCAAUGCAGGGGACACGGGUUCGAGCCCUGGCCUGGGA
Balaenoptera musculus (blue whale) is the source of this 3595-nucleotide messenger RNA. RefSeq names its product 2,4-dienoyl-CoA reductase 2 (gene DECR2). Bases 226 to 1002 code for a protein of 258 amino acids. Gene Ontology annotation, molecular function: 2,4-dienoyl-CoA reductase (NADPH) activity. Lineage: Eukaryota; Metazoa; Chordata; Mammalia; Artiodactyla; Balaenopteridae. Gene Ontology annotation, biological process: fatty acid catabolic process. The transcript is spliced from 8 exons. The record is from RefSeq and is a predicted model, not a curated record.